Ornithodoros turicata is the source of this 405-nucleotide messenger RNA. Its product is annotated as short coiled-coil protein B-like. Gene Ontology annotation, cellular component: trans-Golgi network. Lineage: Eukaryota; Metazoa; Arthropoda; Arachnida; Ixodida; Argasidae. The record is from RefSeq and is a predicted model, not a curated record.
AUGACAGCCGCUAACAGCGCAAGGUUUCAAGAAGAGAUGAACAUUCCCCUCGCCGACGAAGACGCCCAAGAUGAAAGCGAAUUUGACACAUCCCUCUCCGCGGGGAGCAUUCUGACAAGUGUUGAGUCUAUUCCUUCAACGUAUACUAAUGGAAGCAAUAGUCCUGCCCUGAGAUCGCUCGACCCUGAUAUAAGUCCAGACGAAGCGGAGGAGAAAGCAAGGCUAAUCUCGCAAGUGCUCGAGUUACAGAAUACCCUUGACGACCUUUCCCAGAGGGUGGACAGUGUGAAGGAAGAAAAUCUCAAGCUCAAGUCCGAGAACCAGGUCUUGGGCCAGUACAUUGAGAAUCUCAUGUCAGCGUCCAGUGUGUUUCAGUCCACGUCUCCAAAGUCAAAGAAAAAGUGA